AUGGCAGCAGUCAGAGACAGCUUCCUUGACCUCGAAAAGCAUCGUCUGCAGCUCGAGGACAAUAUCGCCAAGCUACAGAAGGCACUGCAGCACUGGCGACAAUGGGAUGCGGAGUAUGAGUCCUUGAAAGAGGAGAUCGAAUCCGUCCCUCAGCCUGCCAGCCAGCCAGAUCUCGCGCGCAUCCGCAGGGAUUUCGAGGGCGAGGUCGUCGACAAAAAGGAGAUCAACGACCUCUUUGGUCGCAUUGAUCUCAAGCCUGCCGACCAGAUUGUCAACCUUCUGACGCGUCGCAUCGACUAUGUCUCGAAGAACAUCGAGACCCUCGAGAAACAACUUGAGUCUGCAGAGAAGAAGCAUGCAGCCGCCAGCAUCGUCAGCAACCCGGACGUGCGCGACGAGGAUGGUCUACCUAUAACCGAGAUCAUCGAGGAGCUUGAUGAAGAAGGCAACAUCAUCUCUACUCGUCUCCAGCGACCUGGCGACUCGAGUGGUCAGAUUCGAGAGAUCUUGGAGAAGGCUGGUGUAAAGGACAUUCCCGAAGCCAAGCCUCAAGGAUCAACAACGACAGAGGCCAUCGUUGAGGAUGUCACUGACGAGCCCGCCGAUGUGCCGGUGACUACCCCUUCAACGGAAGAGCAUGCCUCUGUCGUUGAAAGGGUUCAGCCUCAGGAGAAGGUUGACGACACGGUCGCGGUGAAAAAGACCGUCUCGUUUGCAGAAGACACCAAGGCUCCCUCGCAGCCUCAGAUUUCUAGAAACGCUCAGCGCGUCGAAGAGAUCAUGAAGACAGCCAGAGAGCAAGAAGAGAUCAGUCGGCAAGCACCGGUUCUUCCCGAAGAUGAGUCUGAAGAGGAUGCUCUUCUCCGCCGAGAGAUGCUCAAGUAUGGCAUGGAAGAGGUCGGAGCAGUUGUGGCUGAGCUGACACUCGAGGAGGGCUCGGGUGAUGAUGACGAUGACUGGGAGUAUGAGUACUCUGACUUGGACGAGGACGAGGAAGAGGACAAGUAUGGACGGUCCACAACCAGUGUCCUCGACGACGGUUAUCAUCAACGUAUGGUCGAGCUCGAGAAACGUCUGGGUGUCAAGUCUCGCUUUACUGAGGAGGCCGAGGCUCAAGCAAAGGCCGAGGGCUCAGACGAGGACGAUGACAAGCAGGGCAUUGGCCGCAUCGUCAUCAAGCGUGGAGAAGAUGCGAAGGCGGCCUCUGCAUCUAAGCCAUCGCCCUCCCCAGUUGCAUCCAGCCUGAGGACCUCGCCCCCAACAGAGUCCGAUGGCAAAAAGAGUGUUCGCUUCGCUCAGAGUCUCGAUAUCGCGCCCGAGACGUCCACGGCCGCAAGUCCGGCGCCAGCCACUGCACCUCAGCCUCCUGCUGAACCUGUCGUUGAGCCUCUCAGCGAUAUUGUCGAGCGCAGUGGAUCGGCUAAGCAGAUUGAAACCAAGACGAAUCGCAAAGCUUCUCGUUUUAAGAAACAGAGAGCUGUACCGACUGUCGUUGACGAUGAUGCCGUCCCUAAGGGCCCGAUGGAUGUCCCGGUGCGAUUCCUUGACCAGGACAGACCAACGGCGCCCACUGGUCCCGAAGGUCAGACGCUUGCCGACUUGGUUGUCGAGAAGGAAACCAAGCCGGUCGAGGCCGAUCCUUUUGGCGAUGAGUUCAUCGAUCAAGAUGUUGCGGAUGAAUAUCACCGCAAGCGCCGUAACUUCAUCCAGAAGCAAGGUGGCUUCCUGCAGGAAGACACGUCUGUGAUCCGGCCCCUUGACGAAGCCGAUGGUGGCGAGCGCAUCAGCAAGUUCAAGGCUGCUCGUCUUUCCAAGCAGUAA
Molecule: messenger RNA, 1821 nt
Organism: Colletotrichum truncatum
Lineage: Eukaryota; Fungi; Ascomycota; Sordariomycetes; Glomerellales; Glomerellaceae
Biological process (GO): negative regulation of transcription by RNA polymerase II; negative regulation of phosphatase activity
Molecular function (GO): transcription corepressor activity; chromatin binding; phosphatase inhibitor activity
Source: RefSeq, a predicted model, not a curated record